Messenger RNA from Argiope bruennichi, 478 nucleotides. RefSeq names its product cytochrome c oxidase subunit NDUFA4-like (gene ND-MLRQ). Lineage: Eukaryota; Metazoa; Arthropoda; Arachnida; Araneae; Araneidae. The transcript has 4 exons. The record is from RefSeq and is a predicted model, not a curated record. The coding region runs from base 116 to 370 and encodes 84 amino acids.
CUACAUAUGAUCGUCAUAACCGUGAUCUUGACUCUUCUGGAAGUUUACAUUGCAGAUGCUCGGAACUGAGCUCUUAAUUUAUUCUUAGCUAUCGUUUCAAAAUUAAGUCUUCAAAAUGAUGAAAGGAUUAACACUAUCGAGUUUAAAAAAGCAUUAUUCGUUAAUACCCCUUUUCGUUAUUCUUGGUGGGGGUAUGCUGUUAUCUGCAGGUUACUUGGCAAGAUUAGCCUUUAAGAACCCUGAUGUCAGCUGGAGAAGAAAGAGUAACCCUGAGCCUUGGCAAGAAUAUGCUGAUAAGAGAUACAAAUUGCUUCAUAUUAAGGAUGAGCCAGAUUAUGGAAAGUUGAAAGAACAGCGACCUGAAUUCUAAGAUGUAAACGAAUUUCUGGUGUCUUAUUAGACUUAUUCCAAGUUAAAGACUAUUUAAUUUAGUGCCUAAGAUGUCAUAUGAUUUUUUAAUUAAAGUCUUAGAUGUGAA